ACGCGCUGCGGAGGGGGGCGCUCCCCGUCACGUGACGCGGCGCGGGGGUCACGUGGGACGGCGGCGGCGCCGUCAUGGCGGCCAUGGCGGCGGAGAAGGAAGCGGAGGCGCAGCGGUUGCUGAGCGAGGCCGAGCGGAAGGUCCGGGGGGCUCAGUCCUUCCUCGGGGGCCUCUUCGGGGGUUCCUCACGCCUGGAGGAGGCCUGUGAGUGCUACACCCGCGCUGCCAACCUCUUCAAAAUGGCCAAAAACUGGAGCCAGGCUGGGGCUGCCUUUUCCCGAGCAGCUCAGCUGCAGCUGCAGCUCCAGAGCAAACACGACGCCGCCACCAAUUUUGUGGACGCCGGCAACGCCUUCAAGAAGGCUGAUCCACAGGAGGCUGUCACGUGCCUGCUCCGCGCCAUCGAGAUCUACACGGACAUGGGCCGUUUCACCAUCGCUGCCAAGCACCACAUCUCCAUUGCUGAGAUCUACGAGAGCGACCUGCUGGACAUUGAGAAGGCCGUGGCGCACUACGAGCAGGCGGCCGAUUACUACAGAGGGGAGGAAUCCACCAGCUCAGCCAACAAGUGCCUGCUGAAGGUGGCUGCGUACGCGGCCCAGCUCGAGCAGUUCCCGCGCGCCAUCGACAUCUACGAGCAGGUGGGCUCGGUGGCCAUGGACAGCCCCCUGCUCAAGUACAGCGCCAAGGAGCAUUUCUUCAGGGCUGCCCUGUGCCACUUCUGCAUCGACAUGCUCAAUGCCAAGCUGGCGGUGCAGCGCUAUGAGGAGAUGUUCCCGGCCUUCUCCGACUGCCGCGAGUGCAAACUCCUCAAGAAGCUGCUGGAGGCUCACGAGGAGCAGAACGUGGACGCCUUCACCGACGCCGUGAAGGAGUUUGACUCCAUCUCCCGCCUGGACCAGUGGCUGACGUCGCUGCUGCUGCGCAUCAAGAGGAGCAUCCAGGGAGAGGAGCAGGACCUGCGCUGAGAGCGCCCCAAAACGCCCCAAAACAGCCCCAAAACACCCCAAAAAUAGGGUGAAAAUAUACUAAAAACAGCCCCCAAAAUAGGGUAAAAAUGUGCUUAAAAUGCCCCCAAAAAUAUGGUAAAAAUGUGCUUAAAAUACCCCCAAAAAUAUGGUAAAAAUGUGUUCAAAAUACCCCCAAAAAUACUCCCAAAGCCCUCCUAAAAUAUGCUAAAAAUACCCUCAAAAAUAUGGUAAAAAUGUUCUUAAAAUACCCCCCAAAAUAUGGUAAAAAUGUGCUUAAAAUACCCCCAAAACCCUCCUAAAAUACGCUAAAAAUACCCCCAAAAAUACCCAAUCCUCCGCUGCAGAAAAUGUGUUAAAAAUACCCCAAAAAUAUCUUAAAAAUACAAAAAAAAAUGAUAAAAAUACCCCCGAAAACCCCCUCAGAAAAUGCUAAAAAUACCCCCCAAAUACCCCAAAAAUAUCUUGAAAAUACCAAAAAAAAAAGAUAAAAAUACCCCCAAAAAUACCGCAAAACACCCACAAAAAUAGGCUAAAAAUACCUUAAAAAAGACUCGAAAAACACCCCCAAAAAAACCCCAAAAAAUUGACUUAAAAAUACCCCAAAAUUCCAAAAAUCCCCCAAAAAAUUCCCCCAAAAAUCCACAAAAAAAACCCCCAAAAAUCCACAAAAACCCCACCAAAACCCCCCCCAAAAAUUAGCCUAAAAACGUAAAAAAUCCCCCCAAAAAUCCCUCAAAAAACCCCCCAAAAAAACCCCCAAAAUACUACAAAAAAUCCCCCAAAAUCCCACAAAAAUACCGCAAAAAAACCUCAAAAAAACCCCCAAAACAGCACCAAAAAAAACAGCAAUAAACCCCUCAAGAUCACCCCAAAAAUGCUGCAAAAAUUCCCCAAAAAAAUUCCCCCAGAAUUCCCCUCUUCCCCCUGGUGCCUUCCAGAACAUUCCUGGCCCCGCCCCUGCCCCCCGCGGGCCCUCAUUAAAUAUUCAUGGACUUGG
Molecule: messenger RNA, 1968 nt
Organism: Agelaius phoeniceus (red-winged blackbird)
Lineage: Eukaryota; Metazoa; Chordata; Aves; Passeriformes; Icteridae
Source: RefSeq, a predicted model, not a curated record